Messenger RNA from Fusarium venenatum, 1308 nucleotides. RefSeq lists its product as uncharacterized. Gene Ontology annotation, biological process: regulation of transcription by RNA polymerase II. The record is from RefSeq and is a predicted model, not a curated record. Lineage: Eukaryota; Fungi; Ascomycota; Sordariomycetes; Hypocreales; Nectriaceae. Gene Ontology annotation, molecular function: DNA-binding transcription activator activity, RNA polymerase II-specific; zinc ion binding.
AUGGUGACGGAUAAACACGGGCGACAGCCGGGUCGCAGAACACAUCGCAAAUCGCGUAAUGGUUGUCUACAGUGCAAACAGCGACAUGUCAAAUGCGAUGAAUCUCGCCCAGCCUGUGUUGCCUGCACGUCAUCAGGACGUAGAUGCUCCUAUCUCGAUCUGCUACCCAUUGUGCGUCCGGAUUUGAAUCCGGGUGACCACGCUCGCAUUGUUUCGCUCAGCCCGCUGUCUGCCGCUGAAACUCCUGCUUCAACCGGAUCGAUCUGCUGUAGAACGGCUGAGCUCAGUUUCAAUGCCGACGAUGCCCCAGGCUCAUCACCAACUGCUGCCGCCGUGCUUCCUUCCACAUCCACUUCGACACCACUGAUAUUCGAAAUGCGGCAUCUUAUACUUAUGCAUCACCUCGACACCGUUGUGCUGAAGGACCCGUUCUUGGCGCCUGAGUCGGAUGACCGCGGGCCAAUUAACAUCUCCAAGGCCAUCGUGGAAUCAGCCGAGACAGUCCCUUACUUGGUGAUAGAGGCCCUUGCAAUAUCAUCGGCUCAUCUUAGCACUACCCAAACUGAUCCUGCUGAACGGAUGAAGUACUUCCAGGCGGCCGAAGAACUUCAAACUCAAGCACUGAGUCUUUUCAAUCAAUCCCAGGUCCAAGUUACCAAGGAGAACUGCGUACCAAUAUUUCUUUUCUCAUCCUUGCUGGGUAUGCACGCCCUGUUUAAUGUCAGCAAUGCCGGACCGAGUCAAUUCAUUGCCAAAUUCGUUCAGUAUCUGCAGGUCCAUCGAGGUGUGCGUAUAGUCGUCAGCGAUAGUUGGCAUAUUAUUCUUAACUCGGGCACGAUACAACAUGCCGAUUUACUCAAUACUUUAACCCUUGAUCAACCCAAGACUUCAGGUCCUAUUGACCAGUCGGAUAUACUAGUAGGAUUACUAUCAGACUCUCGUUCCACGAUCGGAGAGUUUAUUUUCAGCAUUUAUAUGAGUGCUGCACAGUUAUUACAGCAAGUCUACCAAGGCCAUCGCAGCCUCCCACCACAUGUCCGACCUAGUGUUAUUAUCAUUUGGCCUCUUAAAGUCUCGCCGGAAUACAUUGAGCUAGUCGACCAACGGCAACCCAUCGCCUUGAUCAUUUUGGCCUACUGGGCUCUUCUCUUACAUUACGAGGGCGAGUUUUGGGUCUUUAAGAAGUCUGGACAUGUUCUUAUAAAGUCUGUCUCUGAGCAUGUAGGGCCCUAUUGGGAUAAGUGGCUGGCCCCUUUGAAAGACAUUAUUGGGGUUAUGACGGAGGAUGGGGGUCGUCCUGGUGCUUAA